AUGUCAGUAGCGGAGUCAGAGACCAGAGCGCUCCGCACAGACCUGGAACACACCAACUCCACAGUCACCAGCCAGGAAGCAGACCUAGCCAGCCUCACCACGUGGGUAGACGACCUGGACAACCGCGGCCGCAGGCUGAACCUGCGCAUCCGAGGAGUGAGGGAAGGUGACCCAGCGGAACACAUACCUGACACCCUAAAGAGGUUGUUCGCUCAGGUACUGGGGGGCCAGCAAAUACCCAGACUAGGCAUAGUAAGGGCACACAGGGCGCUGCGACCAAUGCCGCCACCAGAAGAACAACCAAGAGAUAUCAUAUGCUGCCUAGAAAACUACCAAUUGAAAGAAGACAUCCUGCGCACGGCCCGACGCAUGGGAACCAUACGCUUCGAAAAUCAAACCAUAUCGAUUUAUCAAGACCUAUCUAGAUACACCCUGCAAGCCAGAAGAGCGCUACGCCCAGUAACAUCCGCCCUGCAACAGGCAGGAAUACCAUACCGCUGGGGUUACCCAUUCUCACUCUCAGCUAGACACGGCCAGGAUCAACAUACGGUGAAGAAACCAGGUGACCUCCCUGGUUUCCUUCGAGUCAUGGGCAUCCCACCGAUCCACGUACAAGACUGGCUAGCAAGCUCAUUUCUCCAAUCACCGCCUGGACCGCAACAGCCGCGCAGACCAGACCAGGGCCCCCCAAGACUUCAGCAACAGCGACGCAGAGAUUGGAACCCGGGCCCGGCACGACGGGAGCAGGAGAACUAA
This is a messenger RNA of Pelobates cultripes (western spadefoot toad), 756 nucleotides long. NCBI's taxonomy places the organism in Eukaryota, Metazoa, Chordata, Amphibia, Anura, Pelobatidae. The record is from the annotation of a GenBank genome assembly.